Ceratitis capitata (Mediterranean fruit fly) is the source of this 1325-nucleotide messenger RNA. It is a transcript of the gene Cpr66Cb, whose product is annotated as adult-specific cuticular protein ACP-20. The transcript is spliced from 4 exons. Lineage: Eukaryota; Metazoa; Arthropoda; Insecta; Diptera; Tephritidae. The record is from RefSeq and is a predicted model, not a curated record. Gene Ontology annotation, cellular component: extracellular matrix. Bases 149 to 601 code for a protein of 150 amino acids.
GUGGCAACGUUCAGUUCGAUCAGCACAAAGUAGUGAUCUCGUUUUUAAUAAAUAACAAAAUACAUACACAAAUCAGUACCGAUCUGGUGUAUUUAGAAAAAAUAUAUAAUUAAAAAUAUAUUUAAUACAUAAAUAAAGCUAAUUCGAAAUGGCACUGAAGUAUUUGAUUUUCGCCUCCGUUCUUUGCCUUGCCAUCGCAUCACCGAUCGGUCAUUAUUAUGAGGAGCAUGGUGGUUAUGAGGAAAUCGGUGGUGGUCAUGAACUGAGUGGACAUGACCUGGGUGGACAUCAUCAAAUCGAUCGUGUUUCAUUGGGUGAAGAGCACCAUGGUUAUGAGCAUGAAGAGGAGCAUGUGGAUUAUUAUGCUCCACCUAAAUAUGCUUUCAAAUAUGGUGUGAAUGACUUCCACACCGGUGAUGUGAAAUCCCAACAUGAGUCACGCGAUGGAGAUUCCGUCAAAGGUCAAUAUUCGUUAGUCGAGCCCGAUGGCUCCAUUCGUACCGUGGACUACACAGCGGACAAACAUAACGGUUUCAACGCUGUCGUGCACAAAACUUCACCAGUACAUCACGAGGAACAUGGACAUGAAGCACAUUAUUAAAACUAAGUAAAUAAAAGAGACGAAAGCGGAAUAAAAGUGAAAAAUAAGCGAAUAAAAGAAGAAGAAGAAGCAAACAGCAUCAGAAAUGAAGUACUUAAAUAUUCGUAAUAAUGAAAUGGAAUUAGCUAAAUUAUGGCCUGGAAGGAAAGCAUUGAAGGAAACGCACAAACAAACAUUCAACUGUCUAAAUAUUUUCAUUACUCUCACAUUCAUAUUUAAUUACAAAUGUACUUCCACUGCCAGAUCACAACAAGACUAGUAUUUAUAGUUUGAUUUGAAUUUGAAUUUUUUUUUUUCAUUUCUUCUAUUUAUUUCUAUAUAUGUACAUAUGUAUAUGUAUAUCUACUGAGUUCGAUACACUGUGAUAGCGUUAAUAUUCUAACUCAUGCGACUGUUCAUUCGUUACUUUAUACUUAUUUUAUUCAUUUGCCAUUAGCACAUUUGCCAAUUAUCAAUACAACAACACUAUCAUCACCUCUAUAUAUAAUUAUAUGUACGCGUGUAUUCUUAAUUCUAUUUAAUUCUGUACUGAAUUGUCCGAAUGUCAUUAGUCACUAUCUUAUUGUAUUUAACUGUACUUUAACUAACUAAUUACUCAUUAUGCUCAUUGCUUAUAUUAUUAUCACGAGUUGACUCUUAUAAACUGACAAUCCUUACUUUUAACUGAUUUAAAGUGUAUUAAAUGUUCGUUGAAGAGGCGGAGCUCUGCCUCAAAUUAUAGCAA